This is a messenger RNA of Haliotis rufescens (red abalone), 544 nucleotides long. RefSeq names its product proline-rich receptor-like protein kinase PERK2. Lineage: Eukaryota; Metazoa; Mollusca; Gastropoda; Lepetellida; Haliotidae. The record is from RefSeq and is a predicted model, not a curated record. The transcript is spliced from 3 exons. The coding region runs from base 50 to 544 and encodes 164 amino acids.
GUUUUUUUAUCAGCUUAGAGCUCCUUUAGGUAGACCUCUCCGUGACCCAAUGGCAACGCCUCCAACAAACACGCCUCCAACAAUGACAACGCCUCCAACAUCGACGCCUCUAACAGAGACGAUGCCCACUCAACCACCUAACACUGGAGCACUGACGAUUUCAACAACAAUCACGAAUAAACUUGCAGAGCCCCCAACAACAAAAACGACGACUUCCACAACAAUCACGGAUAAACUUGCAGAACUAACAAAUGAAGUAAUAGGAAUCCUUGCCUUAGCAAUCACAACAACUAUCUCACUCCUUCUAAUCUACUUCAAUCGCUUCCUGCGACGGUGUCUGAAACCCUCACCUCAUGAUAGCGAGGCUCCACAAAGACCACGUCACCCUCAACCCUUUCCACCUGAUGUUGAUGCCGUCUCAAUGCAGACCUUAAACCUAUCAGAGGACACUAACACUGAUGAACAUCAAUCACCAGAGCAACCCUUCUUCACCUUUUGGACAACUUCUUCCCCAAUCAAACAACAACUCAUGUGCAUCCUCUAA